Molecule: messenger RNA, 1726 nt
Organism: Prorocentrum cordatum
Lineage: Eukaryota; Dinophyceae; Prorocentrales; Prorocentraceae
Source: the annotation of a GenBank genome assembly
GCUCAAGAACAUGGCUCCGCCCAUCAGAGAGGGUCGGGGGUGCCUGCAAAGUACUGGAACACACCAGUGGGCAGGCUGUUCCACAAGGCCAGGCCCCCCUCGCGAGCCAUGGCUUCAGAGGAGGGGCCCUGUGAGAGCGUCGGCUCCAGCUACGCGGGCCUCGUGGAGCCCGAGGAGCACGAGCUCCUGGCAGGUCGCAUGGGCGAUUCGGUAGCGACGUCGACGCAGGUGGCGGAGGCAGCCACCCUGCCUGACACGCCGCUUGCGAUGAAUGAGAUGAAGAACGAGCUGAGGACGCCACCCUGUCGGCGUCCGCCAUCAGGUUCGGAUGCUGAACCAGAGAGCCCGAGCAGCCGACCCCGAAGAGCAUGCGCAUUCAUGGCGCUAGGGCUGCUGAGGAGAGGAUGGCCGAAAUCCAAGCAAGCAGGGCCGCGGUGCAGUCAGACGAGGAGCCGCUCGUUUCCCCCAAGAUCACGGUUGCCAGUGGCGAGGCCGCCCAGGCGACAGGCGACGCCGACGGCGAGGUUGCCGGUGGCGAGGCCGCGACAGGCGACGCCGACGGCGAGGUUGCCGGUGGCGACGCCGCCCAGGCGACAGGCGACGCCGACGGCGAGGUUGCCGGUGGCGAGGCCGCGACAGGCGACGCCGACGGCGAGGUUGCCGGUGGCGAGGCCGCCCAGGCGACAGGCGACGCCUACGGCGAGGACGACGACAGCGAGAGCAUCGAGAUCGACGACGACGACAUCGCGGGUGCGCUCGGGGCGCUCGUCGGGCCCAGCAUCUUUGACGGGGGCUUCGGGCAAGACACGGCCGAGGUCUACGGCCUCAUUCAUGAGCGAUCGCCCGACGCUAGAGCAGUCGAAGGCUCGGAAGGAGGCGGAAGAGGCGUUCAGGUUGUCACAGAUUCGCUCGGCGCGGGAGGCGCAGACCAAGGAGAUUGAAGCCCGGGGCGGCUGCAUGCUGAGGGGGGGCAUCACGCAGUCACAGGAGCAGUCGAAGAUCGACCAGAAGGCCAGGGAGUCCAAGGAGGCCGCCGAGCUGGCGGAGAUCCCGAGGAGGUCGAAGGAGCCGCAGGAGCAGGUGCAGGUGCAGAUCGAGGACCAGGAGCUGGCCGAAGCCAUGAGGAAGUCGAGGAACCAGCUGGAGAUCGACAAGGCUCGGCGCAGUGGAUAUCGAUCGCCUUCGCCAGACUCGCGGCAUCCGGAGGCCAGCGGCCACCGCGAUCCCUACCCAGACCCCGCGCCUUCGAGUCGACACGCUGCCGACGCGGCCGCUGGAUCAGCUUCCGCAAUCACGGAUACCUUGAGUACUGGAGGCGACUGGGAGGGUAAGGGGAGGAGUUGAUCGUGAUAAAUGCGACGAUGACGACAACGUUGAUAAAUACACCGCACUCACAUCUAUACCCCUGGGUGGGUGUAUGUGCGGCCGUUUUUGCGCUGUCAUGUGCGCGCAUGUGCGCGGCAUGUGCCAGUCAUGUGCCAGGCCUGCGCGGCCCUUCUAGGAUGGACUUCCUACUGUGCACGUCGUGCCCGGGCAUGUGCGGGGGCAUGUGCGCUGUGUUUUGAUGUAUCCAUCAUGCGCACAUGCACGCACAUUCCGACGCACAUGCGCGCACAUGCCUCCACAUGCGGGAGGUGUUCGAGAAUCGCAGAUCUGUCAUCGGCACAUGCACGCACAUGCCUGUGCAACCUCUCUUCGGGAGGCCGCGCGGGCCCGCACAUGCACG